GGUUUAUUAGUACUUUUCUUUUUCUCUGUUUUCUCUUCCACGAUAAGCAGCAGCGUCACCACUACACCAGACACCACUAACAACAGCUACGCUCCUCCAGUCAACGGCAGCAAAAAGGAAGGACAUGUUGUUGCAAAACGCCAUAGUCUUAGCUCGGACAAUCAUGACGUUAUCGCCGAACGACAUCCUCUUCGAACCGGACGACAUCCCCUUCGGCUCCGUUAAGUGGUUCGUCUAUGCGGGAUUCUCCUGCUUGCUUGUGCUCUUCGCCGGGAUAAUGUCGGGCCUUACCUUGGGCUUGAUGUCCAUGAGUCUCGUUGAGCUCGAAAUUCUACAGAGAAGCGGCACUAUUACUGAGAAGAAACAAGCUGCUACUAUCUUACCAGUUGUUAAAAGGCAGCAUCAGCUUCUUGUGACUUUGCUUCUGUGUAAUGCAUGUGCCAUGGAGGCCCUUCCUAUAUCCCUUGAUAAAAUUUUUCACCCCUUUGUUGCAGUGUUGCUGUCUGUCACUUUUGUUCUGGCUUUUGGAGAGAUUAUUCCACAAGCAAUAUGUUCAAGAUAUGGACUUUCUGUUGGUGCAAAUUUUGUGUGGCUGGUGCGCAUUUUGAUGAUCAUUUGUUAUCCAAUUGCUUACCCUAUUGGAAAGGUUCUGGAUGCUGUAAUUGGCCACGGUGAUGCUUUGUUUAGACGGGCUCAGUUGAAAGCCCUUGUCUCUAUCCACGGCCAAGAGGCUGGAAAGGGUGGUGAACUAACACAUGACGAGACAACCAUCAUUAGUGGUGCGCUAGAUUUAACUGAAAAGACUGCAGAGGAGGCUAUGACACCAAUUGAGUCGACAUUUUCCUUGGAUGUCAAUUCGAAAUUGGAUUGGGAAGCAGUUGGAAAAAUUCUUGCACGUGGUCAUAGUCGUAUCCCGGUCUAUGCUGGGAAUCCGAAAAACAUCAUUGGGCUGUUACUGGUGAAAAGUCUUCUCACUGUAAGAGCAGAGACAGAGACUCCAGUCAGUGCUGUUUCCAUCCGAAGGAUUCCUAGGGUUCCAGCACACAUGCCUUUGUAUGAUAUCCUCAAUGAAUUUCAAAAGGGAAGCAGUCAUAUGGCAGCUGUAGUGAAGGUCAAAGAAAAGACCAAAGACCCUGAGUUCUUUGAUGAUGGAGAGAAAUUUGACGAGCAUAGAGUUACCAAUGGGAAUUCUCAACUAACCACCCCUUUGCUGACCAAAUAUGACACUAAAGUAGAUAGUGUUGCUGUUGAUGUUGAGAAACCUUCAAGGCCUAUCACUGUGAAGAAAACUCUUCAAGAAAAUGGUGUCACAGCAAAUACCUUGCAUCAUUUUACAGAGGAUAUUGAAGAUGGGGAAGUCAUUGGUAUCAUUACCCUAGAAGAUGUUUUUGAAGAACUUCUCCAAGAGGAAAUUGUAGAUGAGACUGAUGUAUAUGUUGAUGUACAUAAAAGGAUACGUGUGGCUGCUGCUGCGGCUGCUUCAUCUGUGGCCCGAGCUCCAUCCAGUCGUAGAUUGAUUGGCCAAAAGCCUUCAGGUGUUCAAAGUAAGCAAGGACAGAUGACAAAGAAGUCUGUGGAGGAUGAUUAGCAAACAGGGAGAUCUCCUCUUCCAGGCAGUAUCUAAUGACAUUAGCUGGGCAAAAUAGAAUCGAAGUGAUGCGUUUUUCUCUCUUGCCAUCUGUUGUAAAUUCUCAAACUAGGUUGGUUAAAUCGCAGCUCAUGUGUGUGGUUCAGACUGAGAAAACAAGGCAUGGUUACUGUACAAGAAAAUUAGGGAAAAAUUUUGUUUUUGGUAGUAGUUACUAGUUCUACUAGAAAACUAGCUAUUUCUAGGUAUGAAUCCUAAAUAUGGCUUGUAGGGAGUGGAGUUUGCUAGGAUCAUUUUGUUUGGAGCAAGGUGCUGAAAACACAAGUAGUUUUUAAUUGCUACCAACCGUGGCUAUCAAUUAGGACAUAAGCAAUGUGAUUAGAGACAAAAAUAUGCUUUUUAUGAUAAGGAUUGAAAGCUGUCAGAUUACUCCA
This is a messenger RNA of Theobroma cacao (cacao), 2022 nucleotides long. RefSeq names its product CBS domain protein with a domain protein (DUF21). Gene Ontology annotation, biological process: magnesium ion homeostasis; intracellular manganese ion homeostasis. The record is from RefSeq and is a predicted model, not a curated record. Lineage: Eukaryota; Viridiplantae; Streptophyta; Magnoliopsida; Malvales; Malvaceae. Gene Ontology annotation, cellular component: cytoplasm.